UGUGUUGUUUACUAGAACGAGUUAAUUAAUAUGAUUUCCUAUCUAACACUUGCGGCCGUGGCAGUGACUCUGACUGUGCUGUGGAUACGAAAACGGUACGCUUACUGGAAGGAAAGAGGUAUAGCCUAUGUGAAACCUUCGUUUCCCUUCGGAAAUCUUUCUGCUGUUGGCAGAAAGGAGCACCUCUCAAGUGCCAUGAGAAAAUGCUAUAAGCAGUUAAAGGGACAUGGCCCUAUCGGAGGAAUUUUCUUUUUCAUUAAUCCCGUCGCAUUGAUAAUAGAUCUGGAUUUGAUCAAGAGUGUUCUGGUGAAGGAUUUUCAGUAUUUUCACGACCGAUUAAUAUAUCACAAUGAGCAAGAUGAUCCUCUUACCGGACACCUACUUGCUCUGGAAGGUACAAAGUGGAAGAACUUGAGAGCCAAGCUCACUCCUACUUUCACAUCCGGAAAGAUGAAAAUGAUGUUUCCGACAAUACUGGCGGUUGGGGAUGAGUUUCACAAAACGGUUGCUCGAGAGGUGACGAAAAGCAAAGAUCUUGAGAUGAAAGAUAUCUUGGCUCGAUUCACUACAGAUGUGAUCGGCACUUGUGCGUUCGGAUUGGAGUGCAACAGCCUACAGGAUCCGGAAGCUGAGUUCCGGCGAGUGGGCCGUAGGGUGAUCAACCUUUCUUUCAACAGACAAAUAAAGUUUUUCCUGGCUCAACAAUUCCGUACCAUUGCACGGCAGCUGCACGUUAAAAUUAUAGAUCCGGAAGUCACGCACUUUUUCUCUGACGCUGUUAAAAACACUAUCGAGUAUCGAGAGAAAAACAAUAUUGACAGGACAGAUUUCAUUAGCUUACUAAUAAAACUGAUGAAGGGAGAAUCAUUGGAAACAGAAGGGGCAAGCAGUAUGGGAACAUUAAGCUUGAGAGAAGCAACCGCCCAAGCGUUCGUGUUUUUCUUAGCCGGUUUCGAAACUUCUUCAUCAGCGAUGUCGUUUUGCCUGUAUGAAUUAGCUUUACGUCCUGAAUUGCAAGAGAAGGCUCGCAAAGAUGUUCUGGAAGCGAUCCGGAAACACGGCUCAAUCACAUACGAAGCGAUUCAAGAUAUGAAAUAUGUUGAUUAUUGUCUUAGUGAAUCAUUACGCAUGUAUCCACCUGUGAGUAAUUUAUUGCGAUCGGUCACUAAACCAUAUAAAGUUCCCGGUAGCAAUGUUACGCUGGAGCAAGGUUCAACUGUGAUUGUUCCACUGUAUGCUAUCCAUCACGAUCCGGAUUAUUUCCCAAAUCCAGAACAGUUCGAUCCGGAUCGUUUUACUCCGGAACAGACGGCAAAGCGAAAUCCUUACUGCUACAUGCCGUUCGGUGAGGGUCCACGAAACUGUAUUGGAAUGCGGUUUGGAUUGAUGCAAGCUCGAAUUGGAUUGGCGUUGUUACUGAACAGUUUUCAGUUCAGCCUAUCGAGCAAAACUUCCGUGCCGAUUAAGCUAGCUGCCAGCUCCGGUAUCCUCGCUUCUGAAGGUGGCCUGUGGCUUCACGUUGAAGAAUUAUAAUUGGAUAUGGUUCCUGUUUCUUCACUAUUUUCUAUAAAGGCAUCUCUAUGUUUUUCAAAACCGUAUUUUAACACAUAUCAAAACUGAAUGAAUAUUUCAACAUGUUAGUUUGAAUACUAAUUAACAGUACUAGUUAAUUUAAAAUGUCCAUUUUGAACAAAAAUUAUUAAUUUUGCCUUUUUCUUCUUAUAACGCCAUAUACUUACCUAUUAAAGAGACGUAGCCUUACUACUAAUGAUAGAAUAAGACCAUUACAAAUAUUUUAUAAAGUUUUUAACCUGCCGGUGU
Molecule: messenger RNA, 1821 nt
Organism: Sabethes cyaneus
Lineage: Eukaryota; Metazoa; Arthropoda; Insecta; Diptera; Culicidae
Product: probable cytochrome P450 6a14
Exons: 2
Coding region: 31-1533 (500 amino acids)
Molecular function (GO): monooxygenase activity; heme binding; oxidoreductase activity, acting on paired donors, with incorporation or reduction of molecular oxygen
Source: RefSeq, a predicted model, not a curated record